Cicer arietinum (chickpea) is the source of this 1987-nucleotide messenger RNA. RefSeq names its product probable protein phosphatase 2C 38. Gene Ontology annotation, biological process: protein dephosphorylation. Gene Ontology annotation, molecular function: cation binding; protein serine/threonine phosphatase activity. The record is from RefSeq and is a predicted model, not a curated record. Lineage: Eukaryota; Viridiplantae; Streptophyta; Magnoliopsida; Fabales; Fabaceae.
AUCAAAACCAAAGUUGCCUAAAAACUCAAGAUUAUUGCUUAAAAAAGGUGAUGUUACACAAAACCUCAACCAUGAAAUCAAACACUAUUAUUAGAAACACACUCCAACUUGGUACCUCACAAAACUAAACUCAUUAAUUACAAAGGACACAUAAAAAUAAAAAUAAAAAUAAAAAACAAGAAGAGAAACAAUGUCAGAAUAUGUUUUUGUUUUCUAAAAAUAAAAAUCUCUCUUCUUCUAUUGAACAUAUAGAUCUAGCUUAACAUUACUCAAAAGGAUCCUCUGCCAUAAAGCUACAAAACAAUCCUUCUUUUUUAUCUCAUUGUUUUCUUUUGGUCACAGAGAUCACAGACCAACUCUGCCAUAUGCAAAUUCUUAUGUGCUUUUCCAGCUAAAUUUGUUUCUAAAAUAUGGCACAUCACUGAAGUCCAAAAAUUCACAUUAGACUCAAAUUCAAGGUACAAAGUGCAUAAUUUUGUUUCACUUUUCCAAGGCUAUAUAUCUAUAUAUAGUGGAAGGAAAAUCAUAUACUCAUUAAAUCAAGGAAGGUUUUUUUUUUUUUAUGUGAAACAUAAGAUAAGAUUUAAUAAUAAUUAAAAAAUAAUAAAAGGGUUGGAGAAAAGAUGGUGAGAUCUUGCUGGAAACCAGCUGUAGAUGGUGAUGAUGGAGAUGGGAGUGGAAGUGGAAGUGGUGGAGGUGGUGGGAGAGUUGAUGGAUUGUUAUGGUACAAAGAUUUAGGGAACCAUAUUUAUGGUGAAUUUUCAAUGGCUGUGAUUCAAGCUAAUAGUUCAUUGGAAGAUAGAGGUGAACUUGUUUCUGGACCUUUGAGUUCUAAUCAUUUGGGUCCUCAAGGGACUUUUAUUGGUGUUUAUGAUGGUCAUGGUGGAGAUGAGGCUUCUCAAUUUGUUAGUGAUAAUCUAUUCUGCAAUCUCAAAAGGCUUGCAGCUGAACAUCAAGGGUUGUCAGAAAAUGUUAUCAAAAGGGCAUUUUUGGCAACAGAGGAGAGUUUUCUAUCUCUUGUGAAGAAACAGUGGCUAAGAAAGCCACAUAUUGCAUCAGCAGGUACAUGUUGUUUGGUUGGGAUAAUUAGCAAUGGUAUGGUAUAUAUUGCAAAUUCUGGAGACUCAAGGGUGGUUUUAGGAAGACUAGAAAGGGCAACAAGGGAAAUAUCAGCUAUACAAUUAUCUACAGAACAUAAUGUUAACCUUGAAAGAGUUAGAGAUGAACUUAGAUCAAAGCACCCUUAUGAUUCACAAAUUGUUGUUAUGAGACACAAUGUUUGGCGUGUGAAAGGCCUCAUACAGGUUUCGCGAUCGAUCGGUGAUGCAUAUCUGAAGAAAGCAGAAUUCAAUAGGGAGCCUCUAGCAUCAAAGUUCAGACUACCUGAAACAUUCUUCAAACCAAUUCUUAGUUGUGAGCCAUCUGUUUCAUCACACAAACUACAUACUGAUGACCAUUUUCUCAUAUUUGCUUCUGAUGGAUUAUGGGAGCAUCUUAGCAACCAAGAGGCUGUUAGCAUAGUGAGCAAUAAUCCACCAAAUGGAAUUGCAAGAAGACUUGUGAAAGCAGCACUAAGAGAAGCAGCUAAGAAAAGAGAGAUGAGACUAGCAGACUUACAAAAGAUUGAACAAGGGACAAGGAGACACUUUCAUGAUGACAUAACAGUGAUUGUUGUGUUUCUAAAUCACAAACUUAUUGAUAAUAAUAAUAAUAAUAGCUCUCUUUGGGGCUCUCUUCUUUCAAUCAAGGGUGGUGGUUCUGCAAAUCACUAGGUUGAUCAUCAUCAUGCAAACAUAACAACAAUUUAUAUUUGUAGAUUUAAAUUAAGCAAUUAUUAGCUAUAGCCAAUCAAAGUUUAGAUAAUUGUCAUUAUCAUCAUCCUACCUUGUUAUGUCCAGUUUAUGAUCUGAUUAAAAAUGAACAUAUACUUUUGUACAGAUGCAAUGUCUCUUGAAAAAGCUUAUAUAUGACUUUUUCUUUGGCACAA